AAUUUCGCUGAGCGCUCCUUGAAGGUUCUCCAGAGGCGGCUGGAAGCUCCAGUUCUCACCUGCCCGGGUGUCCGCGGCGCCGGGCGAGCCACCUUGGUCUGGAGCCCAGUGAGAGCUCAGCGCCGCGUGGGUGGGGUGCCCCCGAAAUCUCGUUUCGGAGGGCUCUGCUGGCUGCGGUGGGCGCAGAGGCCGAGCUGGGCGCUGGGGGGCGGACGGACAGACACCUGCCAGACGCCUCUCAUCCCCGCAGGGCGCCACACCCGCUGCGUGCGACUGGGGAAUAAGUGAGCGCCCGGCACGCAGAAAAGCUCCGGCUCGGGCUGCGCGCCGCGGGGCCGCCAGUUUGCGCUCAGGACCCCGGCGACCGCGCGGCCAUGGGCGCACCGCGGGCCAUCGGCGCCUUCGCGGUGUGGGACUACGUAGUGUUCGCCGGGAUGCUGCUCAUCUCGGCCGUCAUCGGCAUCUACUACGCCUUCGCGGGCGGCGGCCAGCAGACGUCCACGGACUUCUUGAUGGGCGGCCGCAGGAUGACCGCCGUGCCCGUGGCGUUGUCCCUCACCGCAAGCUUCAUGUCGGCCGUCACCGUCCUGGGCACCCCGUCGGAGGUCUACCGUUUUGGAGCCAUAUUCAGCAUCUUUGCCAUCACCUACUUCCUCGUGGUGGUCCUCAGUGCGGAGGUCUUCCUCCCCGUGUUCUACAAGCUGGGCAUUACCAGCACCUACGAGUAUUUAGAACUUCGAUUUAACAAAUGUGUUCGUCUCUGUGGAACAGUCCUUUUCAUUGUUCAAACAAUUCUGUAUACUGGAAUUGUUAUUUAUGCCCCUGCCCUGGCUUUGAAUCAAGUCACGGGAUUUGAUCUGUGGGGUGUAGUAGUGGCUACUGGUGUGGUCUGCACAUUCUACUGCACUAUGGGUGGUCUUAAAGCAGUUAUUUGGACGGAUGUUUUUCAAGUUGGAAUCAUGGUGGCUGGCUUUACAUCUGUGAUUAUAAAGGCUGCAUUGAUUCAAGGUGGAAUCAGCACUAUUAUAAAUGAUGCCUCCAAUGGAGGAAGAUUAAACUUCUGGAACUUUAAUCCUAACCCUUUGCAAAGACACACAUUCUGGACGAUUAUUAUAGGAGGGACCUUCACGUGGACCAGCAUCUAUGGUGUGAACCAAUCCCAAGUGCAGAGAUAUAUUUCCUGUAAAAGCAGGUUCCAGGCAAAACUGUCUCUCUACAUCAAUCUCGUGGGACUCUGGGUGAUCCUUGUCUGCUCCGUGCUUUGUGGGCUUGCCCUCUAUUCCAGGUACCAUGACUGUGAUCCUUGGACAGCCAAGAAAGUGUCUGCACCAGACCAGCUCAUGCCUUAUUUGGUACUGGACAUUCUGCAAGAUUAUCCAGGACUUCCUGGACUUUUUGUGGCCUGUGCUUACAGUGGAACAUUAAGCACAGUGUCCUCCAGUAUUAAUGCCUUAGCAGCAGUGACCAUGGAAGACCUAGUGAAACCUCGCUUCCCAUCUCUCUCGGAAAAGUCUCUCUCUUGGAUUUCACAAGGAAUGAGUGUGCUGUUUGGAGCCCUGUGUAUUGGCAUGGCUGCACUGGCUUCACUAAUGGGAGCUUUGUUGCAGGCAGCACUCAGCAUAUUUGGCAUGCUUGGUGGGCCACUUAUGGGCUUGUUUGCUUUGGGGAUUUUGGUUCCCUUUGCCAACUCAAUUGGAGCACUUGGGGGUCUGCUAGCUGGAUUUGCCGUUUCUCUGUGGGUCGGAAUUGGAGCUCAGCUUUAUCCCCCACUUCCUGAGAGAAUGAUGCCAUUAAGACUUGAAACCUAUGGCUGUAACAGCACAUACAAUGGAACAAAUUGGAUGACAACCACAGAAAUGCCAUUUUCUACCAGUGUUUCUCAAGUACAUAACAUUGAAAGGACUCCACUGAUGGAUAACUGGUAUUCUUUAUCAUAUCUAUACUUCAGCACUGUUGGAACUUUGGUAACAUUAUUUGUGGGAAUGCUUAUCAGUGUAUCAACAGGAGGAAGAAAACAAAACAUAGACUGCAGAUUCCUACUAACCAAAGAGGACUUUUUAUCUAAUUUCGACAUUUUUAAGAAAAAGAAGCAAGUUUUAGGCUAUAAAUCUCAUCCAGUAGAAGAUGGUGGAACUGAUAAUCCUGCCUUCAACCAUUUUGAAUUGAAUGGCACAGAUCAAAGCAGCAAGAUCAAUGGAACUCGUUUGUGAAGCAGCUGUGACGCUAAAUGAUCUUAAGCAGUGUGCCAGUUUUAUGUCUUCUAAAAUACUUGAAUCAGGUUUUAGUCUUUUUUUUUUUUGGUCUAUAAUGAGUACUUUGGAGGGAACUUCGGGGGAUCAUUUUGCUUAAGCAAAGCCCUGACUUUUUUUUUUUUAACUUUCUACACUCAUUAACUGAUGCAACUCUGGAGGUAAAAGUUUCAGCAUCAGCAUUUCCCUAUAACUCACUUUUAUUUCAGUGAAGCUGUAGUUGUGAAAGCUGUGACUAAUAUGUGCUGAAAAGCUAAUACAUACAUAUAACAUGUACUUGAUGGUUAAAAGAAUAUUCUUAUAUUAGGGCAUCAUUAAAAAUAUUUCCCAUGCAUUUGGUGCUAGCAUGUUUUAGAGUUUGCUGAAAUCGUAAUUGAUAUUGAAAAAGACCUUUCUCCCUCCACUCUGUUUUUAGGGAGCAAUGAAAUAAUGAGUCUAUGCUAACUAAAUCUUUGCUUCUCAUCAACCCCUAUCAGCCCAGGGCACAUAUUAAUCUUGGAAUUGAUUCUUGCUCAGGAGGGUGGUAAUCAAGAAGCAUCCUGUUUGGGACAGAACAUGGGCCCAAUAAUCAAGGCCUUCUUGGUACUACACAUCUAUUCUUAGGCCUUUUUGAUUGUUAUCUAUAGUUCCUGGCCACUGGCUGCUUAUAUUGCCUUUCUUAAACUCUGGUUCUUAUCUGGAUUCCAAUUUUCUGACCCAUUGACUUUGGUUUUGUUGUGCAUUUCAUGCUUGCUUGCCUUCCUAUUCAUAAUUUCCCAUUCAGUCUAUUGCCUUGUGCUUGCAUAUGUCUUAAGACACCCAGUGUGAAUCCUGUUACCCCAGAUCCUGGUUCACUGCAUCCCAGCCUAUAAAUAUAAACUCCCUCCCAUGAGUCUUAAAGUGAGCAGAGUACUGUCAACUAGGUACUUAUAGAUUUGGUGGUCUAAGAACAUACACAGAAUUAAAAAUGAUUAAGCUCCAUGGAAUUAGAAGAUUCCACUGAAUACUAUUAAGCUGCAUUUUUGAAAGUCAACUAACCUGCAAUCAUUUAAAUUUAAAGGUACAUAUGCUUAGACAUGGGUUGCCACCUGGCUCAGUGGUAAAGAAUAUACCUGCAAGGCAGGAGAUGCAGGUUUGAUGCCUGAGUCUGGAAGAUUCCCUGG
Capra hircus (goat) is the source of this 3391-nucleotide messenger RNA. It is a transcript of the gene SLC5A8, whose product is annotated as solute carrier family 5 member 8. Gene Ontology annotation, cellular component: membrane. Gene Ontology annotation, molecular function: organic acid:sodium symporter activity. NCBI's taxonomy places the organism in Eukaryota, Metazoa, Chordata, Mammalia, Artiodactyla, Bovidae. Bases 375 to 2210 code for a protein of 611 amino acids. Gene Ontology annotation, biological process: sodium ion transport; propanoate transmembrane transport. The transcript has 15 exons. The record is from RefSeq and is a predicted model, not a curated record.